AUGCUGCGGCCCCCCACGUUCCACGCCCCGGCGGCGGCGGCGGCGGCCUUCGACUCGCACCCGUCCGACGUGGCCCUCGUCAAGUCGUACCUCCGGCCCUGGGUCGCGCAGGGCGUCAGACCGGCGGGCGCCUUCGUGCACGCGGCGGACCUCUACGCCGCCGAGCCCGGCGAGCUCGCGCGGCGGUUCCGCGCCGCCAUGGCGCGGGACGGCGAGCGCGCGUGGUACUUCCUCUCGCCGCUCCGCACCAAGAGCCCCCGCGGGCGCCGCAAGGCGCGCACCGUCGCGGGCGGGACCGGGUGGUGGCACGGCGAGGCGGGGCCCAAGCCCGUGCUCGACCCGCUCGACGGCCGACGGAAGGUCGGGUACCGCCAGAGCUUCUCGUUCAUGCGGCGGGGCGCCGACGGCGCGCCCGUCCGGACCGGGUGGAUCAUGGUGGAGCUCCGCCUCCACGACGAGGACGACGGCGACGGCGCGGGCGGGAUCGGGGACCAGCUCGAGGGGCUCGUCCUGUGUAAGGUGUACCGCAGCCCGCGCCACCCCGGGCACGCGGAGGCGCCGGACGGCGACGACCUGGAGGAAUCUUGCGCGGCCGCGGCGGCGCCCGCGCCAGCUGGGCGCCUUAGCAACGUCGCGGAGGACGACGGGAGCUCCGACUCGCCUAGGCGCCAUAUCAGGACGGCGGACGACGAGACCUCCGGCGCGGCCGUGGUGACGGUUCUUGGGCCCAAGGAGAAGACGGCGGACGACGAGAACGAGACCUCUGGCGCGACCACGGCCGCGGCGCGUGGGGACGAGGAGGAAAAGAAGGCGGCGGACGACGAGGACUCGUCGGCAUCGACGCCUGCGCGCAAGAGGGCGAAGACGGCGGACGACGAGGGCGUUGGCGCGGCGUCGGCGCCCAAGAGAAUGGCCGGCGCCCCGGCGACGCAGCAGCUGCAUUGCCCUCAGUGCGGGUUCCACCUCGGCGCGUUGCAGACGCUCGUGUCCCCGGCCAAAUCCACAUCGGAGACGGAGACAGAGACGGGGAUUGGACAGGCCGACGAAACCCAGGGAGGUGGAAGAACAGGUGAUCUUCCAGCGAAGGAUCGCUCGUUCCGCCACUUCUUUUGA
Messenger RNA from Panicum hallii, 1113 nucleotides. RefSeq names its product NAC domain-containing protein 68-like. Bases 1 to 1113 code for a protein of 370 amino acids. The transcript has a single exon. The record is from RefSeq and is a predicted model, not a curated record. Gene Ontology annotation, molecular function: DNA binding. Gene Ontology annotation, biological process: regulation of DNA-templated transcription. NCBI's taxonomy places the organism in Eukaryota, Viridiplantae, Streptophyta, Magnoliopsida, Poales, Poaceae.